UUAGCGGAUUGACACAAGGGGGUAGGAAUUGAGAAAAGCUAGAAACCCACACAGAACUAAAAAAUGGCAGAGCUUGGAGCGGGGAGCCUGCUAUUAGGGGAUCCUGCUUUUAAUUACCAAGAACAAGAGCUUAACGAACGGUUGAAGCGGCUGUACCCGGCCGUGAAUGAGGAAGAGACCCCUUUACCCCGAUCUUGGAGCCCCAAGGAUAAAUACAGCUACAUCGGGCUCUCACAGAACAAUCUGCGGGUGCAUUACAAAGGUCAUGGAAAGAAUCACAAAGACGCAGCGUCUGUGCGUGCCACCCAUCCAAUUCCCGCUGCCUGUGGCAUCUACUACUUUGAAGUGAAGAUUGUUAGUAAAGGCAGGGAUGGUUACAUGGGGAUUGGACUGUCGGCCCAGGGGGUGAAUAUGAACAGACUGCCGGGUUGGGACAAGCACUCCUAUGGUUACCACGGAGAUGAUGGACACUCCUUCUGCUCCUCAGGGACUGGCCAACCAUAUGGCCCAACCUUCACAACAGGCGAUGUGAUUGGCUGCUGCGUGAAUCUAAUCAACAACACAUGUUUUUACACCAAGAACGGCCACAGUUUAGGUGUGGCCUUUACGGACCUCCCGCCUAACUUGUACCCUACGGUGGGUCUGCAGACGCCGGGGGAAAUAGUGGAUGCCAACUUUGGGCAGCAGCCGUUUGUGUUUGACAUUGAGGACUACAUGAGUGAAUGGAGAGCAAAGAUCCACAGCAUGAUCGCGCGUUUCCCCAUCGGAGAGAGGCUGGGAGAGUGGCAGGCUGUGCUGCAGAACAUGGUGUCCAGCUACUUGGUGCAUCAUGGGUACUGCGCCACGGCAACAGCUUUUGCUCGAGCCACAGAGACGAUGAUCCAGGAGGAUCAGACUUCCAUAAAGAACAGACAGAGAAUACAGAGGUUGGUCUUGGCAGGUCGUGUCGGUGAAGCUAUCGAAGCCACACAACAGCUGUACCCCGGACUCCUAGAACGUAACCCCAAUUUACUCUUCAUGUUGAAGUGUCGGCAGUUUGUGGAGAUGGUGAAUGGUACAGACAGUGAGGUACGAUGCUUUAGUGUCCGCUCACCUAAAUCCCAGGACAGUUACCCCGGUUCCCCCAGCCUGAGCCCCAGACAUGGAGCCACCAACCCUCACCUGCACAACACAGGAGCAGACAGUCCCACGUGCAGUAAUGGAGUUAGCCCUCCAAACAAAGGCAAAAGCCACAGCAAAUACCCUGGCCUCAGUUCAGCCUCCUCAUCUUCUUCCUCCUCUCCCUCUUCUGUAAACUACUCAGAGUCCAACUCCACUGACUCCACCAAAUCCCAGCCUCACAGCGCCACCAGCAACCAGGAGACCAGCGACAGUGAAAUGGAGAUAGAGACAGAACACUACAGUAAUGGUGUGGCAGAAAACUCAUCCACUCACAUCAUGAACGGCACUUACAAACACCAGGAGAUCCUGCAGGGUGAUGACAAUAGCCUGGGCAACGGAGUCACAGAGGAAAGCGGGUCAUCCAGACAGUUGUGUGGGGGGAACCAGGCGGCCACAGAGAGGUUGAUCCAGUUUGGUCGUGAACUGCAAGCGCUCAGCGAGCAACUGUGCCGAGAAUACGGCAAAAAUGCCACACACAAGAAGAUGCUGCAGGAUGCAUUCAGUCUGCUGGCGUAUUCAGACCCGUGGAACUGCCCAGUGGGACAACAGCUGGACCCCAUGCAGAGGGAGGCCAUUUGCUCCGCCCUCAACAGCGCCAUUCUGGAGUCCCAGAAUUUGCCUAAGCAGCCUCCGCUCAUGCUAGCACUGGGCCAGGCCACGGAGUGUGUCCAGCUCAUGGGGAGGGUCCGCUCUGGAUCCUGCUCCUUCGCCAGAGUGGACAACUUUUUGCACUAGCCCAAGUCCAGGCAGUGUUGAGGACAGCUAAGAAGAGGACUUUGCAGUUGGCUGCCAUGCGGAGAGCCUGUGUAUGAAUUGGUGUGUGUUGCUUGCCGUUUGCCGGAAGCAGUUGAGCAGAUCGAUGACUAGAACACGAGGAGCGGCUUCUUUUUAAUUUAGUAUUAUCAAAUACAAAUUGUGUGACACUAUUUAAAGACAAUUAAUUAUUAUUCUGUUUAUCUAGUCAUUUUUAUUUUUCGUUUAUAUUUUGUCAGUUUGUUGUGCUCAUCUUGAAACGAAUCUAAUUCCGUUUUGUUUCUUUUUUUUUUUUUCUUUUUCUCUUUUGUUUUAAUGGAUGGAUUCCCCACAUAGUGUUUGAAACACACCAUAUCGAGGAUAGCCACAUUAACGAGCUCUGUUUGAUCUAAAUGAUGCACUCUGGUUUUCCCUCAUUCAGAACUCAGGUAUCCAGGCAUGUCGUUUCAGCAUGGGUUUAUUGCAGAAAGAGGAGUUGUUUCACUUUGCAGUUAAAAAUGAUGCGUCUUUUUACUCACACGGUUCAAAUUUCUGCUGGAUUCCAAAUCUGUUUGUAGCCUUUUUGCAAUUGGGCAAACAUCCCUCCGUGCACCCCACACCCCACCCCCCACCGCACCACACCGCACCCCCUGAGCAGUUCCAAAUUUGACUAAAAUUAUGAGAGUCUGAAAAUUUGCAUGCAUCCCAGUGUUACUUGGAAACUAAAUUAGUAACCAUCUCAGGCACCAACACCUGUAUCAUUAGAUACUUCUCUCACCCUAGCAACACCAAGUACUUAUCAGUUUCUAACUGGAGUGCAGCAGAUUGUUUUUCAGUCGCCAACUGUUUCCAGAAGUUGAUAUAUAUUUUAUCGAUCGCAUUUAUAGCUAGAGGUUCCAUUACCCAAAGUUACAGUGACACUUCUAGUAAUGCACCCCAACUGUUUGGUUGUUCAGUUAAAUGUAUUGAAGUUAGCCCUUUUGGUGUCAAAUUUUGUGUGCCUGUAUUGAAUAAACGGUGAAACAUUUGACAAAGAACAUAAGGCUUUUGUCACCUUUGACAAAAACCCAUUGGAUUCAGAGCAUAAACUUAAAAAAAAAAAACUAAACACAAAAAGAAAUGCAUCUCUUCAUGUUUUUUCACCUUAGAGACGAAGAUCGUUCUCAUGGUCUGAAAGUCUUGACACAGGCUGAUGGAAACUGACAGCAUUUUUAUUGAUUAGGUGUUAAUUUGACUGGCAGUGAAAUAUCACCAGUCACAUAUAUCACAAAACUGUGAUUAAAAUGACUGUGGUUUAAUGCACAAAUCACGCUACUGUACCUCUCACAAACGUAUUGUCCUGUCUGGAGAAGGAAGGCACAAGCAAGUUCUCAGUGUAUGCUGGACUACUAAACAGUUCGUUUG
Molecule: messenger RNA, 3297 nt
Organism: Chanos chanos (milkfish)
Lineage: Eukaryota; Metazoa; Chordata; Actinopteri; Gonorynchiformes; Chanidae
Gene: ranbp10
Product: RAN binding protein 10
Exons: 15
Coding region: 64-1896 (610 amino acids)
Molecular function (GO): protein binding
Source: RefSeq, a predicted model, not a curated record